AGGUCCGCGCAGGCGCAGGCGCGCGAGCGGGAAGAUGGCGGCCGGGUUCAAAACUGUGGAACCUAUGGAGUAUUACAGGAGAUUUUUGAAAGAAAACUGUCGUCCUGAUGGAAGAGAACUUGGUGAAUUCAGAACCACAACUGUCAACAUAGGUUCAAUUAGUACAGCAGAUGGUUCUGCUUUAGUGAAGCUGGGGAACACUACAGUAGUUUGUGGAGUUAAAGCGGAAUUUGCAGCACCACCAACAGAUGCCCCUGAUAAAGGAUAUGUUGUUCCUAAUGUGGAUCUACCACCCCUGUGUUCAUCGAGAUUUCGGUCUGGACCUCCUGGAGAAGAGGCCCAAGUAGCUAGCCAGUUCAUUGCAGAUGUCAUUGAAAAUUCACAGAUAAUUCAGAAAGAGGACUUGUGCAUUUCUUCAGGAAAGCUUGCUUGGGUUCUAUACUGUGAUCUCAUUUGCCUUGACUAUGAUGGAAACAUUUUGGAUGCCUGCACAUUUGCUUUAUUAGCAGCUUUAAAAAAUGUACAGUUGCCUGAAGUUACUAUAAAUGAAGAAACUGCUUUAGCAGAAGUUAAUUUAAAGAAGAAAAGUUAUUUGAAUAUUAGAACUCACCCUGUGGCAACUACCUUUGCUGUGUUUGAUGACACUUUGCUGAUAGUUGACCCUACUGGAGAAGAGGAGCAUCUGGCAACAGGAACCUUAACAAUAGUAAUGGAUGAGGAAGGCAGACUCUGUUGUCUUCAUAAACCAGGUGGAAGUGGACUCACUGGAGCUAAACUUCAGGACUGUAUGAGCCGUGCAGUUACAAGACACAAAGAAGUAAAAAAACUCAUGGAUGAAGUAAUUAAUAGUAUGAAACCCAAAUAAAAAGUCACAUAUUCCGAACAGAUUUGUAAAAACUAUAUUGUUACACUGUGCACAAACUUUUUAUACUAAAUAAAUAUCAAACUACAUUCUUCUGAAA
Molecule: messenger RNA, 962 nt
Organism: Marmota flaviventris (yellow-bellied marmot)
Lineage: Eukaryota; Metazoa; Chordata; Mammalia; Rodentia; Sciuridae
Gene: Exosc8
Product: exosome component 8
Biological process (GO): nuclear-transcribed mRNA catabolic process, deadenylation-dependent decay; TRAMP-dependent tRNA surveillance pathway; exonucleolytic trimming to generate mature 3'-end of 5.8S rRNA from tricistronic rRNA transcript (SSU-rRNA, 5.8S rRNA, LSU-rRNA)
Cellular component (GO): cytoplasmic exosome (RNase complex); nuclear exosome (RNase complex)
Molecular function (GO): mRNA 3'-UTR AU-rich region binding
Source: RefSeq, a predicted model, not a curated record